Molecule: messenger RNA, 1449 nt
Organism: Venustampulla echinocandica
Lineage: Eukaryota; Fungi; Ascomycota; Leotiomycetes; Helotiales; Pleuroascaceae
Product: putative Ribosomal N-lysine methyltransferase 4
Exons: 3
Coding region: 1-1449 (482 amino acids)
Biological process (GO): peptidyl-lysine monomethylation
Cellular component (GO): nucleus
Molecular function (GO): protein-lysine N-methyltransferase activity; protein binding
Source: RefSeq, a predicted model, not a curated record
AUGGAGACUGAUGGUUUCCAAGCAACUACGGAUGCCUUUAUUUCCUGGCUUUCAGACGCCGGUGUUCGAAUUAAUCCGAAGAUAAGAAUCGAGGACUUUCGGUCAGACGGUCGGGGACGUGGAGUCGUUGCUGCUGCGGACUUAGCAGAGGACGAGGUUAUUUUCAGUAUUCCCCGGACAUCCGCUCUCAACAUAAACAACAGUUUGGCUGGAAUUGAUGCAGGCUCCUCCAGAGAUGCUCUUCUCAACAUGCCUAGUUGGUUGGCUCUAACAGCCCUCAUCAUCUCCGAGAGCCAACAAUCGAAUUCGAAGUGGGCUGCUUACCUCGCCGUUUUGCCUCGACAGCUUGAUACCUUGACAUUUUGGUCCGAAUUGGAACUCACAGAACUGCAAGCUAGUACGGUGGUCAAGAAAAUCGGCAAGGCAGGCGCAGAAGCCAUGUUCUCACAACAUCUUCUACCGCUCGGGCUGGGAGAAUCUAGUACUGAUUUAUUCCACCGGGUGGCGUCUAUCAUAAUGGCGUAUGCCUUCGAUAUCCCCUACGAAGCAGACAGCGAACAACAGACUGGGACUGCUGGAGCAGAAGACGACGAGCUUGUGUCAGACAAUGGGGAUGAGAAGACGAUUCUGUCAAUGAUCCCACUUGCGGAUAUGUUGAAUGCAGAUGCCGACCGGAAUAAUGCACGAUUGUGCUGCGACAACGAGGACCUAGAAAUGAGGACUAUAAAACCAAUUUCGAAGGGCGAGGAAAUCUUCAACGACUAUGGCCAGCUUCCACGAUCUGACCUGCUACGUCGCUACGGAUAUGUAACAGACAACUAUGCCCCGUACGACGUCGCUGAGAUAUCUACAUCUUCCAUCAUGUCUGCGCUGACAAGUGGGCCGCUCAAAUUGGGCGAGGGCCAGUUACUGCAACCCUUAAGUGAAAUGGAGGCAAAGAGAAGAUUGACACUGGCCGAGCGGGAAGACGUCCACGACGAUUCCUACGAUUUGAUCCAUCCUAAUACGGAAGGGCCAGCAAUUCCUGAUGAACUCCUGGCGCUGAUAUACCUCCAACUCCUAGACGAAGAGAGCUUAAGGGCAAUCGAGACUUCACAGAGCUCUCUCCCCAGUCGAUCUAAACUAGCAACUGAGCUUGUUGGGCAAGUUCUGGCAGCAUUGAUCCAGCUCAGAGAGAAGGAGUAUGCCACGUCAAUCGAAGAAGAUGAAAACCUGCUCCAAACAGAAAGUGUCCCCUACCGCACAAAAAUGGCUAUGCAAGUUCGACUAGGCGAAAAGAGAGUUCUCAGGGCUGCAAUUCAAGAGGCAUCCUCGUUUACGGGAAGCAACAAACGCAUGAGGACCGGUCAAGGUUCGGAGCCUCAACCCCCGGCGCAAGGAAGCCUUCCGAACGGCAAAAGACAAGCAGAAGAUACGUUGAAGGCCAAGAAAAAGGGACGCUAUAGGUGA